Molecule: messenger RNA, 1647 nt
Organism: Ostrea edulis (European flat oyster)
Lineage: Eukaryota; Metazoa; Mollusca; Bivalvia; Ostreida; Ostreidae
Product: ADP-ribosylation factor-like protein 16
Exons: 5
Coding region: 184-696 (170 amino acids)
Molecular function (GO): GTP binding; GTPase activity
Source: RefSeq, a predicted model, not a curated record
ACUGAUAUUAUCUCAAGCAGCAAUUAAACAUCGACUACGGUUGAUAAACAAACUUUGUUGAGUUCGGCUAGGAGAAAUCGGGAAAAAAUAGCCAAAUUAUCCUUGUUAUGCUCUUCAUACAAAGGUAGUAAGGUUGUGGUAGUAAGGUUGUGGUAGUAAGGUUGUGGUAGCCGCAGAAAAGUCAUGUAUCUGUUACUUGGACCAGCAAGUUCAGGGAAAACCUUAUUGACGAAGAAACUAAAAUCUCAUGAUGAAGUGAAAGAUGAUAUUGCUAAUAUAUCAUCAACCUUGCCAACAAUUGGUACAAACCUGGUGAACAUUUCCCUGACCAAAAGACAUGAAAUAACAGUAAGAGAGCUGGGGGGAUCUAUGUCUCCAUUAUGGCCAAAUUACCUGAAAGAUUGCCAGAUUCUUAUAUAUGUCAUUGAUAUAUCAAACCGUCUACAAGUGUCCGCUGCCUGUAUGCUGUUCCUAACAAUCCUGACAAACCCAAACUUAAAAGACUGUCAAGUACUGGUGCUUCUUAACAAAAUAGAUUUGGCUACCUCAAUGAGUAGACAGGAAUUUGAAUCUCUAUUCAGAUGGGAUGAUAUACUUCUACACAGUAAACACAGAAUAGCAGUGAAAGAAAUCAGUGCUGUGUCAGGCAAGGGACUGCCAGAGGUUCUGGAAUGGUUGCAGCAACAUGGCAAAUGAUGCUCGUGUAAAGUUCCAAUUCUGUGAUUGCCUUGCCAGCCAUUAUGCCGUGUUGUGAUACUCACCGACAUAGCAUGCUCAGUAUUACUUACUCUACUUAAAUGAAAUCAUGUGAUCCAUUCGUUUUCAUGUGUGUAUGAUCUGUGAUAUUAUAUAGUUAUAAGAUGGGCAAAAAUUAUUUCCUUUGGGGUUGACAAAAUAGUUAUUGCCUCAGGUAUAGAUUGAAGGUUAUAUACCUUAGAUCCUGAAAAUUUGAAAGAGUAAUUUUGUUCCAGUUAAGCUUAUAUUCCCCAAUAUACUUUCAAAUAGAUUGCAUUAUAUGCUCCCCUACCCUGACCUCCAAGUAGCUAGAUUACAGGAGCACGCCACUGGAACUGUUUUUACCAAUGCUUGUAUGUAGGUUUCUGAACAUGCAUAAUACUGAAGGAGUUCAGGCAUGUAGCUGCCUAUAUGCAAUUAGUAUGCAACUGCAUACACAUCAUUUGCUAGAAAGAGAGAGAUCUGCCGUUAAAAUUUGUGCUUUAAAAAUAACUUUGUGAUAUAUAAAUAAGUGGACAAUACAAUUUGUAAAACAAAUGUAAAGUUAGUCCAAGUACACAUGCUGAGUUGGUAUUAUCAAACACUUUAGAAAAUAAUUUGGUGAAUUGUUUUUGUUUUGGAAAUUGACAAGAAACUUUGUUUCUAUGCAGAAAAAUAGGCGAUUUCAUUGGUAAACCCAGGUCUUCCAGGGGGUUUGCCACCUGGGCUGCCACAAGACAGCCACCAGACUCCCUUGCCAUGCAUACACUUAUUUUCUUUCUGGCUACGUGCCUCAAGUUAGGUUCCAUAAGUGUACAAUUUAUAGUAUAUGUACAUUAUGUACUAGUGUAUUUGUUGGAGGUCAUGGCUGAAUUGAAUGACAUACUUGUGUAUACCCCAUUUCUUGAUAUUAAAAGCUUUUCAGAAAUACUC